AUGUGGCAGGACGAGGAAGACAACAACCCGCAUGGCUUCUCUUACAACCCUUCUGACUCGGCUGCGGUCAACCCUGCUCAGAACCCAUCGUUUGGCGACCAACCUUCAUCCCCACCCAGCUUGCAGCCCGAGUACGACUCUCGACCCGCCGACCUAAGUGACGAUGAUGAAGCGGAAUACAGCAAGCAGCAGCAAUCUAGUCAGCUUCCUAGGAAAGGUGGCUAUGAUGGCCGAAUCCAGCAGAUCCUCUACGAGAACUCGGACCUCGAAAUACUCAUAAUUGACGCCGGAAAGGCUCCGCAUGGAAACUACAUUGAAUACCGCAUACGUACAGGAGACAUUGAGGUGACCCGACGGUAUUCCGACUUCGAUUCCCUGCGCAAAGCGCUUGUCAGCCUCCAUCCUACCAUCAUCAUCCCACCCAUCCCUGAGAAGCACACUAUGGCCGAUUACGCGGCUAAGCCUACCAAAGCCAAAGAAGACCCAGGCACCAUUGAUCAGCGAAAGCGAAUGCUGGCAGUUUUCCUCAAUCGAUGCCGUCGCAUUGGUGCUGUAUUAGACGACGGGGUGUAUUGGCGAUUCCUCGAUCCAAACUCAAGCUGGAACGAGGUCAUCAAUUCGCAUCCUGUGUCAUCGGUCCCCAAGAACAUCCUCAAAGCUCCUCCACUUGACCCUGCUAAUCCUACCCCCGCCCACACUUGGUUGCCUGUACCAUCAUCGUCCGCCAAGCUUAAGUCUACCGGACCAGCUUCAAAUAGUGGCGCUCCUACAUCCCCAACCGGCCAGUCCGCAUAUCCCUCGGCGGCAGCUCAUACUUCGGCUGGACCACAAGUCUUUGGCCGGUUUCCUCCAAAUCCGGAGAGACUCAACGAGUCCGAGCUCGAUCCCUAUUUCUCCAAUUUCGAAGCUUCCACGCGAGAGACCGAAAUUCUUAUGUCGGGGAGCAUCGAUAAGACCAAUCGCCGCACUAUCGAGCAUCUGACCAAGUACGCUGGUGAUCAUGAGAAACUCGGUGCUCGCUUCAACGCAUUCGCCCUGUCCGAGCCGCACCCAACUGUUGCAGCUGCACUGGAGAAAGUCGGACAAGCUGUCGAUACUACUUACCUUGCUACGGAAGAGCUCGCCAUGAACCUAGGAGCAAAUUUUGCCGAGCCCAUGCGAGAAAGUACACAAUUUGCAGGGGCUGUCACGAAGAACUUGGGUUACCGAACCUCCAAGCGAGUACAGCUUGAGAUGACUAAGGAUGAGCUAGAGAAGAGCAAACAUAUGCUCGACGCCUUAGAGCGCAGUGAGCUGGAAGCUAAGCGCAUUGACGCCUAUCUUUCUCAGAGCACCACCAUGAGUCCACCACGCCGAUCUCCUUCUAAUGCCUCGUCAAAGGCUGCUCCAUCUCACAAUGAGGGCUCUGAAGAAACUGCAUCAGUUGACUCAGAUUUUCCACCAACGCAUAGCGAUGCCCCUUCCUCGCCACCCUCGGCCGGCCAAGGUCAGCCUGAAGGCCCUACAUCGCCAAUGAGUUCGCACCGUAAAACCCAGAGUGGGAACUUCAUCACCAACAAAGUCUUCGGUGGGUUCCGCCACGCCAUGAAUGGAUUUGCCGAUGUAGAUCCCGAACGUAAUAGGCGAGACCAAAUUGGUAAGACGAGGGAGAAGUUAGUACAGCUGGAGCAAGCACUUCAAGUUUCGGAAAAGGACACGAAAGAUGCCUCUCAGGCAGUCAUGCAAGAUCUAAAGCGCUUCCAGGGCGAGAAGGAGGAAGACUUGCAGAGAUACAUGAUUGCCUUUGCGAGAGAUCAGAUCCUAUGGGCGAAGAAGUGUCAGGAAGGAUGGAAGGAAGCCAAGGAGGAAGUCGACAAGAUUGUUGCACGUUGA
This is a messenger RNA of Cyphellophora europaea CBS 101466, 1872 nucleotides long. RefSeq lists its product as uncharacterized. The record is from RefSeq and is a predicted model, not a curated record. The transcript is spliced from 5 exons. The coding region runs from base 1 to 1872 and encodes 623 amino acids. NCBI's taxonomy places the organism in Eukaryota, Fungi, Ascomycota, Eurotiomycetes, Chaetothyriales, Cyphellophoraceae. Gene Ontology annotation, molecular function: phosphatidylinositol binding. Gene Ontology annotation, biological process: retrograde transport, endosome to Golgi.